AUGUCGGUCACCGCCGCCGACGAGGCCAUCCGCCGUGUCCUCCUCACAGGCGUCAGCCCCAGCAGCCACCUCCCACCGCUCACCGUCAAGCUCAUCCAUGGCCGCCUCCUCCGCCUGGACCUCCUCCACACCGACCUAUCGCAGCUCCUUCUCCGCGCCGUUUCUUCCUGCGGCCUGCACCUCCACGCCCUCCGCCUCCACUCCCUCCUUCCCAACCCUUCCCACCUCACCUUCCCCUUCGCGAUCAAGGCUGCCUCCCGGCUCCCCGACCCGCUCACUGCCGGCGUGCAACUCCAUGCCCGCUCCCUCAAGCUCCCCUCCCAUGCCAACCCCCACGUCCUCACCUCCCUCCUCAACCUCUACGCGAAAUGCGGCCGUUUGCUCGACUCCCAGAAGGCGUUCGACGAAAUGCCCCACCCCAGCACCGUCUCCUGGACCGCGCUCAUCACCGCGUACAUGGACGCGGGGCGCGCUCAGGAAGCCGUUGGGGUUGCAAGGAGGGCGUUUGCGAGUGGCAUGCGCCCUGACAGCUUCACGGCCGUGCGGGUCCUCACUGCGUGCGCUCGAGUUGCUGAUUUGGUGAAUGGGGAAGCUGUGUGGAGGGUGGCAGAGCAGGAGGGGAUUGCUGGGAACGUGUUUGUGGCAACUGCGGCGUUGGACUUGUAUGUCAAGUGUGGGGAAAUGGACAAGGCUAGGGAAGUGUUUGACAAGAUGAAGAACAAGGAUGUGGUGGCCUGGGCCGCAAUGGUUGGGGGAUACGCCUCCAACGGGCAUCCACAGGAGGCUCUGGAACUGUUCUUCGCAAUGCAGGUGGAGGGAAUGAGACCAGAUUGUUAUACAGUGGCUGGGGCGCUCUCAGCGUGCACAAGGUUAGGUGCACUGGAUUUGGGGCGGCGGGUAGUUGGGAUGCUGCACUGGGAUGAAGUUCUUGACAACCUAGUCCUUGGUACUGCACUGAUUGAUAUGUAUGCCAAGUGCGGGGGCACAGGUGAGGCAUGGAUGGUGUUCCAGCAGAUGAGGAAGAGAGAUAUCAUUGUUUGGAAUGCAAUGAUCUUGGGGCUCGGCAUGACUGGCCACGAGAAGAUUGCCUUUGCGCUUGUUGGCCAGAUGAAGAAGUCAGGCAUGACACUGAAUGAUAAUACCUUCAUGGGAUUGCUCUGCAGCUGUACACAUAGUGGCCUUGUAAAAGAUGGCCAGCGCUAUUUUCGUAACAUGAGUCAGUUGUAUCGUAUAAGCCCUAAGAUUGAGCAUUAUGGUUGUAUGGUUGACCUGCUCAGUCGUGCGGGGUUGCUGGAGGAGGCUCAUCAGUUAAUUGAAGACAUGCCAAUGGAGGCAAAUGCUGUUGUAUGGGGAGCACUCCUUGGUGGUUGCAAGAUCCACCGGAACGCUGACCUUGCUGAACAUGUGUUGAAGCAGCUCAUCCAAUUGGAGCCUUGGAAUUCUGGAAAUUAUGUCAUGCUUUCUAACAUAUACUCUAACAGUGGAAGAUGGGAAGAUGCCGCAAAGCUCAGGUUGGAAAUGAAGGCAAAGGGGGUCGAGAAGGUCCCUGCAUCUAGCUGGGUUGAACUUGAUGGUAAGGUCCAUGAGUUCCAUGUUGGAGACAAAUCACAUCCCCUCUCAGAUCAAAUCUAUGCAAAGCUCGAUCAGUUAGGCAUGGAAAUGAAGGCCAUAGGCUAUAAACCAACUACUGAGGUGGUGAUGUUUGACAUUGAAAAUGAGGAGAAGGAACACACGCUUGUGCAUCACAGUGAGAAAAUUGCCAUUGCAUUCAGCCUCCUUACUACUGAACCAGGAGAGACCAUUAGGGUCACCAAAAACCUCCGAGUUUGCAGUGACUGCCACACCGCCAUCAAGCUCAUAUCAAGGAUAACCUGUCGCGAAAUUAUUGUUCGAGAUAACAAUCGAUUUCAUUGCUUUAGAGAUGGCUAUUGCUCUUGCAAUGACUAUUGGUAG
Miscanthus lutarioriparius is the source of this 1953-nucleotide messenger RNA. The record is from the annotation of a GenBank genome assembly. NCBI's taxonomy places the organism in Eukaryota, Viridiplantae, Streptophyta, Magnoliopsida, Poales, Poaceae.